Prionailurus viverrinus (fishing cat) is the source of this 5410-nucleotide messenger RNA. It is a transcript of the gene MAFG, whose product is annotated as MAF bZIP transcription factor G. The record is from RefSeq and is a predicted model, not a curated record. Gene Ontology annotation, biological process: regulation of transcription by RNA polymerase II; regulation of epidermal cell differentiation. Gene Ontology annotation, cellular component: nucleus. Gene Ontology annotation, molecular function: RNA polymerase II cis-regulatory region sequence-specific DNA binding; DNA-binding transcription factor activity, RNA polymerase II-specific. The transcript has 3 exons. NCBI's taxonomy places the organism in Eukaryota, Metazoa, Chordata, Mammalia, Carnivora, Felidae. The coding region runs from base 547 to 1035 and encodes 162 amino acids.
UGGGGAAGGGCCCAGGCCCAGGGACUGGGGCACCGGUUCAAGUUCGGGCUGGCAUGCGAGUUGAGGGAGGAGCGGGUGAGGAGACGGUGGAGGGGCCUCGGGGGAGGUUUUCUUCCCCCGGCAGAACGUGAAGCCCCUGGCCUGCCCGUCCCCUCCCCUCCCAGGCAUUCUCUUCUCAGGCAGCUGGUCCCUGACCAGCGUCUGGGACAGUUCCCCAAACUGGGAAAUAGUUCUCUGAGUGAGAGGAGGGGAGGAGCUUAGGGGGGCCGUGCUUGCCAGGCUGGGAAGCAGGCUUUCCCUGUGACUGGUCUGGUUGGCUAGGCUGGGCAGCCCCUGGGCGGGGAAGAAAGAGAGGAAUACACCCUGGCCAGAGAGGGAGUCAGUGGGAGAAAGAGGGGUGCCUUUACUCAAGUCCUGGAGGGCAGUGGACAGGGCAGGGACAAGCAGGUGCAGCUGUACCAGGAAACUGCCAAUGAGAGGAAGCGGCAGGACUUUGACAUCUGGGGAGUGAGGUGUCUGAGUGCCUGCGUGCUGUGCCCCCGGGUUAUGACGACCCCCAAUAAAGGAAACAAGGCCUUGAAGGUGAAGCGGGAGCCAGGUGAGAAUGGCACCAGCCUGACUGAUGAGGAGCUGGUGACCAUGUCGGUGCGGGAGCUGAACCAGCACCUGCGGGGCCUGUCCAAGGAGGAGAUCAUCCAGCUGAAGCAGCGCCGGCGCACGCUCAAGAACCGCGGCUACGCCGCCAGCUGCCGCGUGAAGCGGGUGACCCAGAAGGAGGAGCUGGAGAAGCAGAAGGCGGAGCUGCAGCAGGAGGUGGAGAAGCUGGCCUCGGAGAACGCCAGCAUGAAGCUGGAGCUCGACGCCCUGCGCUCCAAGUACGAGGCCCUGCAGAACUUCGCCAGGACGGUGGCCCGCAGUCCCGUGGCACCGGCCCGGGGCCCCCUCGCGGCCGGCUUGGGGCCCCUCGUCCCUGGCAAGGUGGCUGCCACCAGCGUCAUCACGAUAGUAAAGUCCAAGACGGACGCCCGAUCGUAGGGACGCGCGCUUGCCCGGGCGGGUCUGCAAGGGGCCAUUAGGCGCAUGGCGAGUUUGGCAGCCCUGUCCCCUUCUUCCUCCUCUCCUCCUCUUCCUCUCCUGCCUCCUCCCUUCCCUGCAAAGCACAACCUGCACCCCGGGGCGCCGGGCUGAGCCCCUUUGAUCUCGUCGUUGUCAUCGUGUGUCUUGUACGUUGGGAUUGGUCAGUUCGGCGGUGACGUGGGGUUGCCUCGGCCCCCUUUGUACCAAGGCCGUGCAGGCUGGGAGUCCAGAGUUGGCCCUGUGGCAACAGAGAAAGAUCGGAUGAGCUCUCUGGGGCUCGCGGUUCUGAGUAGGGAGGGCUGCUGUCCGCUCCUGGGUGGCCCACAGGCCCCGACAGCUGCUGCCUGGCAGGGGGCUGUGAUUCACUCUCAGCGUGGCCAGCAGGCAUAGAUGGGCUCUGCUCCUAAGAGUAGGGUGUCCUUGGGGGCCCUGGAUGGGCCUGGAUGGGCGGGCCACCAGCCUGGGCGCUACGGCCGCUGGGAGGGACGGGGCGUUAUAUGGCUUUGGGCCAGGGCCCACGGCGCUCAAGCCUGACGCAUUGCACUGAACAAGACCAAAUCACUGGUUGUGAACAUUCGUGAAGGGUGUGUCCAGUGUCCUGCGACGGGUCCCGUGUCACUGUUUACAUGACCUAUCUGUGUGGUUACGUGGCCCUUUAUUUAAAAGAGAGGAGUUCCUUUUACGAAGUUAUUAAAUUAUAUGUUUAAAAGCUAAAGAAAAAAAAGAGCUGCAGAGUAUUUAUAAAACUGUCUUUUUAAAAAAAAAAACAAGCAAGAACAUUUGACCAUAUAUAUGGAAAAGGGAAGAAAGUAUAAUAGAAACUUUGCUAGUUUAACAAAAGAAAAAAAAAACAAACAAAAAAAAUCCCUUUCUUGUAAACUUAUGGACAAGUCUUUGUGGCUGUUGGAGUUUAGUUUUUAUAUACACAGAGUUAUCAGACGUUAUUUAUAAAACUUAGUUUUAAAAAAGACAAAAAAAAAAAAAAAAAAAAGAAAAGCCAAGCUGUGGGCGACCACAAGGCGCAUCCUGGCGCCCUCUUUGCUAUCUCUCUUGCAAUUGUACCGAAAGUGACUUACUCCUUUGCCCUUCCUGCUUCCGUCUCUUGCCGGUGCCGUGGUGUCGUCCGUGCCUGGUGAGGUCUUGUGCAGCGUCACGUGCUGGUGCUUCUGGUGACCUUUGACCUGUGGGUGUCACUUCUUGUGUCUGUUAUUCCUGUGUUUGUUUUUUGGAUUUGGUUGUGUGUUUGCUUCUGCCAGCUUGCCGGCCCGGACUGGGGCGCUGGGCGACUCCCGCUCCGGCAGAACGCGGGAAUCUCCCCAGCAGCCCAGCCCCCCCCCCGCCUCUGCCUCGGUGCCUGACCCGGGACCCCAGAGGAGCAGAUUGGGGGCUCUGCCGCUCCCACCCCUGCACAGCCUUGGCUUCGCAUGUCUGUCCUAGGCUUGGGCUGAUCCAAUGGCCGGGUAGGUAAAACUGGGGGCCAUUCCACACGGCGCCCCUUGCCUCCAUGCCCACCGCCUCUGGCCAGGGGUGGCAGAUUUGCAGGGACCAAGGAGUCACUAGGGUACCCCCGGGUGUCUUCCUUCUGGCCUCUGGUCAACGUGCUUGGGCUCUGGCCUCCGACCCCAGCUUUGUUCCUGUGGGCUGCACGGGGGCCUCAUCGGGACCCGUGGAGCCCACGUGGGGGUCGCGAGGCCUGCUGCCCACGUGUCCUGGCAGUGCUGCUGUGCUGUGAAGUGGAGCUUCCCAGGCAAAACCAGGUGGUUUGAGGACUCACCUGGGGCGGCCCCUUCACCCUGCCCAUGAGCCUGGGGGCGGGGCGGGGGGGGGGUGUCUCCGCCGGUGCCAGACAAGGGCUCCAGUGCCCAGGGCCGGGUCCUAUCUCUCACCUGACUGGGCUCUGGGCCUUCUUUCGCCUCUGGGAUCUGUGUCUUCCAGGGAUGCGCUGCUCAGCUCAAGGGGUGCUCCUCUGCGGGGCUGAGCCUACCUUCCCGUGGCCCCUCGGCAGAGGCAGCCAGUCUUCCAGACUGGGCUUGGGAAGCUCCUCGGAGGCCUCCUGCGGUGCCUGCCCUCAAGAGGCUACUGCCCCAUCUCUGGCCACAUGGGCCUUGGCUCCUCUGGGGGCCCCAAACCCCUGUAAAGCACAGAAGUGUGGGCUGGCGAAAAGAAACACUGUGCGGCCUCGCAGGGUGUGACCUCGUGGGCUGCAGGGAGGAUUUUCAUCCCAGAGUCUGACCCCAGUGUGCCCGUGGGGUAGGAGCAGGGGCACGCUGUCAAUUUCUGUCAUGUUAAUGGGCUUGGCCCUAGAGGCUCAGUCAUUCCCGGUUGUACCCGGGUCAGCCUGCGAUGGAGAUUUUGACUGUUGGCUCUCAAUACUUAGUGGCUUCCUGCCCCUCCUUGCUGUCUGGCUUUGUCUACCUAGGGUCUAGAUGAAAGUUGUUGACGUUGGUUGUAGCAGCAGUGAGCUGGAAUCGCGUCAUAAGAAUCACUGAAGAGGGGUCACGUCCAUGUUCUCCAUAUCCGCUUACGGUCCCGACACUUUCGUCCUUGCUGGGAGGUAGUUGUCCAUCUGCAGGCUGGAGACGUGGAGAGGAGAGAAGGGAGGUGGGUUUGGAAGUCCAGAGGCGGGUUGGAGGGUGGACACAGACGGAAGAGAAAUUGCAGGUCCUUGGCUUAGGUAUUGGAAGAAGCUUCUGGAAUUACUGAGGCCAUGCUUCCCUUCGGAGUUUUUGGAUUUGGAGCAGCUGUUCCUCGGGUCUGGGAGUACAUCCUGUUCCCAUCAAGCCAGCCCCACGGGGCCGCUCUGCACGCUGCCCUUUCCCCCCUCCCCUUGGUUUCUUGACAGUAGAGCCUGUGUCCACAUGUGACUGGUUGGUGUCUUUCUGAUUCUUGUCAAUUCAGUUUUCCUACUGUGAGGGUGUUGUGUUCUUUUUAUCCUCGACUUUUCUGACACAGCGAAUCGAGGGCUUUGGCUGAGGCCAAAUCUCCCAAACUGGUCCGCUAAGUAAACCAUGACAUGUACCUUCCUUCCCAUCGGACCUGAGCCCUACUCCCCCCUCAUCCCGACACAGACACUCAGAUUUCAGAGGAGAACCCUGUGGGAACAGGUCAGCUCCUGCCCUGAGUGUGGCCCCAGGGAGACUUCCCUAUGGCCCUGGCUGCUGUUCUGGGCGGCACCGCUGUUUGUAAAGGUGGGAAGACACGGCUGCUCGGCCGUGUGGUGUGCUGGUUUCUGCCGGAUACCAGGUCUCCCCGGAGGCUUUUCUGCCCUUGGUCCAGGCUUCAGGUCUGUGUGCACAACCCUGCCCGUCAGCAACAGCUUCUAUGGUCAGUUCCUGGGCCCACAGCUCUGAUCAGCUGUAGCCUGCUUUCGGAUGGCUGGUCAAGCCCCCUCCUGUCCCUGUGGCCUCCCUUUCAGAGGUGGCCAGUUGGCUAAAGCUCCCAUCCACAGCUGGGAAGCCCAAGCCACAGCCUGCAGCACCGUUUCCGCUCUGGGAUCUUGUAAGUUACUUUUUUAGGCUGUGGUUUGGUGAAAGGAACCAACACAGUAACGAUUUUUUUUUUCCCCAGAAGCCACUGAAUAAUUCUUUUUGGCGCGUUUUUGCCUUCCUGUUGGCUGUCUAGUUUUGGAGCAGGUGGGGAGAGUGGAGGACACACAGAGGCAGGGGUGUGCCCUGGAGACUGAUGGCCUGUCCUGCUUCUGGCCUGUGUGUGUUGUGCGUGGGCUGUACCUUUGGGCCGGUCACGCACAUUUCCACCCCACGCUGGAACAGCAGCCUUGGUACGUGGGUGUCUGGUGAGCUGGAGUGUUAGAAGAGUGUGCCCCUGAUGGACUGCGAGGGGGCGGCCCCUCCAGCACCCUCGUGUCCCAGCCCCUUCCUUCUCCCCAUCCCCUCAAUUUGCUACUCCCUGAAGCCUUUAACCAAACGGGAGUGGGUACAGAAAGCCUUCUCCUGGCAUCUUAGGGCAACAGGACAAGGGCUGCCCAGUGCGUCCAGCUCUGGUGCUCUCCUGGCGCUGAGAGGCUGGGUCCAAGCGGAGUUGGUCAGACCCUGCCUGUCCUGCCUAGGGCUGAAACCAGGGGGAGGUGGUGGUACCCUGGGACCUGCCGGGGCAGGCAGGGGUUGUGGAAGAUCCAGGUGAGGAGGGGCCUCCCUGGGGCGGGCUGUGGCCUCAGCGCUCACCCCGCCCUGUGCAGUAUUUAUUGCUAAAUUAUUGUCCAGGGGGGGCGGCACUGGGCCGGACCCCGGGUAUUUAUUGCUGUACAUAGUGUAUGUUUGUGAUAUAUAAGGUUUUCUUUAUUUUGUAUAUGAUCAAUAAACACCUUUUAAAGAGA